Sporothrix brasiliensis 5110 is the source of this 2637-nucleotide messenger RNA. RefSeq names its product protein kinase domain-containing protein. The transcript has a single exon. The record is from RefSeq and is a predicted model, not a curated record. NCBI's taxonomy places the organism in Eukaryota, Fungi, Ascomycota, Sordariomycetes, Ophiostomatales, Ophiostomataceae. Gene Ontology annotation, biological process: protein phosphorylation. Gene Ontology annotation, molecular function: protein kinase activity; ATP binding. Bases 1 to 2637 code for a protein of 878 amino acids.
AUGGUGUGGUACGACGCAAACCGCAUCGAGCGUACCGUUACACGCCAAUUCGUAUGCUCGCACCUCCUUCCCGCUGAAAUCGAACGCUUGGACCGGCCGCUGGCAUUUGGCGAUGGCCUUACCGACGGCACAUAUUGGGAGUGGAUCGACGAGAAGGCCAAGAAGAUCUUUCUCAUUCUCGUCGACCUGCACGUGCCUGACCAAAUUUUCGGUGUGAUAGACGACUCCUGGGACGACGAAGACCUGCCCAUUGCCCGCGAGCACGUCGAACGGCUGGCGCUGACACCCAGCCGUGACGCCCGUUUCGAUCGCAAGUUCCACCAGCGACAGUACUACUACCUGCUCAAGCCUCUGGAGCGCAGCGACGAGGUGGUGAUUUACGACGACAUGGAGGUCGUGCCGCUGGACCUGGUGGACCGCAGCCCUGGUGGCAGCGGCAGUAUAGGAAGCGACGGUAGCGGUUCACCGGGCGGCGGCAGUGGGAGCGGACUCACAGGCAGCAGCAGUUCUGGGAGUGGCCUUGGUGGUGGCAGCAGCGGUUUGCCGGGUGGUGGCGACCGCGUCGCGCUGCCCAACUAUCCGGGCAUGGUCUUUGCUCGCCGGCGAAUCCCGCUGGCGCCCAUUGCCGGCUCGGCGUAUGGGUACGGCUACGUCACGCUCGACGAGUUCCAAUACGAGGUCACCAGCAUCAAGUCCGUGCAAAACGACCACCUCGUAUCAUACUUUACCUCGUACGUCCACCAAGGCUACGGGUACGUUCUCUUUACGCCCGCCGGCGAGGGAAGCCUCAAGUCCCUUUUGGCAACGACUCCGGCACCUGUCAAAGCCCUUGCCAAACGUGAUCGCCGCCGCCUCAUCUUCAACUGGAUCCACUGCCUCGUGGACACACUUUGCUUUGUGCACAACCGGGGCCUAUCACACGGCAACAUCAAGCCGUCGACGGUCCUCUUCAGCCACCACAACAACGACAACCACAUCUUCUUUUCCGACUUUACGCACUUUGGCAUGGACAGCAGCGGGUCCAGCCACGACAAAGUAUCCUUUGACAAGGAGUCGUACGACUACGCGGCGCCCGAGCAGUGGUAUCGGCCAUCCGGGAGCAGCAGUGGAGGCAGCGGUGGUGUUGGUGUUGGUGCAAUCAGUGGCAGCAGUAGUCGCAAGAGCACUCUGACGGGCGAGGGUGGUUCUGGUGGUCGCGGUGCCGGCAUGAGCAUGUAUGCCGGCAGCGUCUACGGCAGCAGCAGCAGCCGUGACAGUGCCAUCGGUAGUGGAAUGACGAGCAGUCGGCACCGGCAAAACAGUGGCGAGAACGUAGGCCUGGGACUCUCCAUGUCGCCCGAUCAACACAUGACAACUGCCUCGGGAUUUGCGUUCCAGGUGGGCGCUUCGGCCAACUUCUCCAUCAGCCGCAGCAACACAAUGGGCGGCUGCGCCGGUGGCGGUGACGGCUACUAUUCGUCAUCCAACGGGAACAGUGGCUCAAAUGUACCCAUCCCUCAGUUGAACCCGCAGGCGGCCGAUGUCUUUUCCCUCGGCUGUAUCAUUCUCGAGCUGCUCAGUUUCAUGCUCAAGCGCCAGACACGGUCGUUUGCCACACACCGUGCCGCCAAACACAAGACUCCGGGCCGCGGUGGCGCCGUGCUUGACUCGUCCUUUCACAAAAAUCUCGGCCAGGUAGAGAGCUGGAUGACCGGCCUUGCGCGCGAUGCCGCUUCCUCUCUUGGCAAGAAGCGGUCCAUGAAGGUAGGCUCCGAGGACAGCGACGGAACACUCGCCGGUGUCGCACCCAUGCUGCACGUCGUCGAGCGCAUGAUGGCGCUGCACGCCAGCGAACGUCCUUCGGCCUACGAUGUUCAAGCGCGCAUGUACCAGAUCCUGCGCGACCACUGUGGGAUCUCGGAACCGCACUGCGUGCAUGAGUACGGCGGCUUUAAUAUGGGUUGGUUGGACUACACAACCUACGCCGGCGUGGAUAUGGGCACGAUGAUGGCCAACAACGCAGGCGACGUCAGUGGCAGCUACUACUCAUACGGUGGUACAGCCGCAGGAAGCUAUGGAGCGGGCGGGGCAGGGGACUACGGCAGCAGCUACUCACACUCACCACGCCUCAUCAUGUCGACCAACGGCACCAACACAACGUCCGACAGCAGCGGGGCUGUGUCACCGACGGCCAUGAUAGCCGUGUCGCCCACGUCCACGUCGAUAUUAGGUGGCGGCGGUGGCUACAGCUGGAGCAGCAACAGCGGCGCCGUCAGCCCGGCGGCCGGUCCGUCGCGUACCGGCAGCUUCAACUACGGGUACGGCAGCCUCAGCAGCAACCAUCACACUGCCAACCAGCGGAGCAUGAGCGGCCGACGUGCCGCUGUGCACCACGCCCGCAACGACAGCGGCUCGGGUGGAAGUGCUCGGAGUAGUGUGGCUGGCGUGGGCGGUGCCGGCGGCGGCGGCGGCGCCAGCGUGAUCCUCGAGGAGAGCGAGACCGGCAGUGUGGCCAGCAGCAAAGAUGGCAUCAAAGACGUCAAAGACGGUGGAAAGGGCGGCGGCUUCGACCUGUCCAACGGCUUGCAGGCGAUCCGAAAUCUGCAAAUCCGUGACAAGGUACGGCAGCCAUGGAAUUCGCCCGUGUAUGCGGCAUGA